AUGGAAUACCUCCAAGUUCCCUUCCUGAUGCUGUGUGGAGUGGCCUUCCUCGCCGGGGUGCCAUUGAACGGCUACAUCCUCUUCAUCGCCAGCUGCCGUGUGGAGAGGACGGCCAGCGCCGUGUGGUUCUGGAACCGGGCCUUGAUUGAUUUCAUCUUCAUCAUUUUCCUGCCUCUCAGAUUCACCUCCUUCUUCAUCCUGGACUUUGAUUGGGCCAAUAUCCUGAGCAGCACCAUCACCUCCUUCCACAUGUUCUCCAGCGCCUUCCUCCUCACAGCCCUCAGUGUCGAUCGCUGCAUCCUCGUGGCGCGCCCUGAGUGGGCCCAGAACCACCGCACGCCCCGCUUGGCUUUCAUUAUGGUUUUGUGCUUGUGGGCCCUGUCUCUUGGGUUCAGCUUGCGGUACGGUGAUCUCUGGGAAUCCCUCCUCUCAUCUGCCAGCACCAGCAUGAAUUUCCGAGGGGAUAAAGAGAGGGUGAAGGCCGCCGUUUCGAUCCAGUUCCUGGUCGGGUUUCUGAUCCCAUUAGCCUUGAUCUUGAUCCCAACCUUCUACAUCGUUCUAGCUGCCAAGCUGAGAAGAAACAGGCUGAUCCAGUCCACCAAGCCACUCAAGAUCCUUCUUGGCUUGAUCCCAACCUUUUUCCUCUGCUGGCUGCCGUAUCACGUCUUCUACUUCUUGUUGAUGUCAGCUAAGUACCGUCUAUCUCUUUUGAACAGAGGAAGGGCUUUUGCUUAUGUCCUGACAUAUUUCAGCAGCUGCCUCAACCCCAUCUUGUAUAUCACCAUGGAGGAAGAGUUUCUGAGGUACCAGCAACGUGUACACAACCCCCAAACCACCGAAAACUUGUGGUCAGUGCUGGUUGGAUAG
Messenger RNA from Mauremys mutica (yellowpond turtle), 867 nucleotides. Its product is annotated as chemokine-like receptor 1. The record is from RefSeq and is a predicted model, not a curated record. Gene Ontology annotation, molecular function: G protein-coupled receptor activity; complement receptor activity. Gene Ontology annotation, biological process: positive regulation of cytosolic calcium ion concentration; inflammatory response; phospholipase C-activating G protein-coupled receptor signaling pathway. Gene Ontology annotation, cellular component: plasma membrane. The coding region runs from base 1 to 867 and encodes 288 amino acids. NCBI's taxonomy places the organism in Eukaryota, Metazoa, Chordata, Testudines, Geoemydidae. The transcript has a single exon.